AUGUCCGGCGAGGUCACCUACGAGCAGCCCACUGUGAUACAGACUGAAGAGAGCGAGGAAGUGCAACAUGUCGAGGUGCCCACGGCCGUGCUGCAAGCGCUCGCCGCCACUUUGGCGUUCUUUCUCUUCUUCCUCUACAUGGCCAAGACGGGCGGCGCCGAGACGGCCUUCUGCCACGUCGUCGACCCGGCCGUCACCAGGAUCGACUCGUACGCCCUCCACACGCUGCGCGAGUUCGAGAAGUUCUUCGCCAAGGCCCGACCGGAAGAGGUGAAGAGUUGUCAGUCGAAAAGUGGCGCCACCCACGCCGUCUCCACCUGCAGCGCAAUGCAGCCGACCCGCUCGCGGCGCCCGCGCCUCGCCGCCAAAUUCAGCGUCAGCCACCCGAACGAGACGACCAAG
Molecule: messenger RNA, 402 nt
Organism: Mesorhabditis spiculigera
Lineage: Eukaryota; Metazoa; Nematoda; Chromadorea; Rhabditida; Rhabditidae
Source: the annotation of a GenBank genome assembly